Molecule: messenger RNA, 1423 nt
Organism: Micromonas commoda
Lineage: Eukaryota; Viridiplantae; Chlorophyta; Mamiellophyceae; Mamiellales; Mamiellaceae
Exons: 2
Coding region: 219-1277 (352 amino acids)
Biological process (GO): regulation of DNA-templated transcription
Molecular function (GO): DNA-binding transcription factor activity; DNA binding
Source: RefSeq, a predicted model, not a curated record
GCGACACCUCGUCUCGGCCAGUCGCACUGGAGAACAGACGCACACGCGACGUUCUGUUCCGGUUUGUUUGACGAGAAACGCGCUGGUGACUCGCGGGGACAUCCUUGGGGUCCCCGCUCCAUUUCCACGAAUUUGGAACCUCCGUCCUCUUUGAGGGCGGCCCGGACUGUUACUCGUACGAUCCUGGCGAACGCGAUCGGGUCUGCACGACGAGCGCGAUGCCGCCAAAGAGCAGCAAAUUCCGCGGCGUGACGCUGUUCCGCCCGACGAAGAAGUGGCGCGCUCAAAUUUCCGCUGGAGGCAAGACGACGAGCCUCGGGGACCACGACACGGAGGAGGAGGCGGCUCGCGCGUUCGACAGGGCCGCGAUCAACAAGGCAGGCCCGGUGGCGGCCACGAAUUACCCCAUAACCGAUUACGCCAAGGAGAUGGAAGCGCUUCAGAAGGUGUCCGUCAGCGAGCUGGUGGCCACCCUGCGGGCCAAAGCCAGGAGACACGGUACCCAAACCUCCCAGUACAGGGGUGUCUCUCUGCUGAAGCAGACGGGCAAGUGGCACGGACAGAUCAACGUGGGCGGCAAGCAGCUUCACCUGGGGUUCUUCGCAACGGAGGAGCUCGCCGCGCGCGCGUACGAUCGCGCCGCGAUCCACAAGGCGUCCACGGAGGGUGGCGUCAUCGUCACCAACCUGGACAUCUCCGAGUACGCGCACGAAAUUGAAAAACUUCAGCGCAUGACCCGCAAGGAGCUGCUCUCCAUGAUCGCGGACGAGAAGAAGCAGCAGCAAAACCUGGCCAACUCCGUGCAAAAGGACGACAGCGACGGGAGCAACGGGGGCUCCGGGUCCGGAUCUGGCACCGACGCGCCAGCCGCGUCGAGGAGGUCCGGCAAGCUGUACAGAAGCAACCGAAGCAACCGAAGCAGCGCGUCGCAGCUCACGCACGUCGGAUCCAUGCCGAGCGUCAGGGACGGGAGCAACUCGCCGACGAACCAGGAAGGGGGUGGGAGCCAUGAGGCGCCGGACACGUCGUCGGGGGAGAAGAGUGGGUUCGACGCGGUCAAGCUCCCGCCGGCGAGGCUCGCGGCGCAGGAGGAGAUAAGCAAAAAGUCCCCGCAGCCCACGGCGGUCGCAGCCGGGCUCGCGAGGAUCGAGGGCAAAGUGGGCAACAAGAGGGCCAUCGAGGAGGCGAUCAUGCCCCCGCCCUCGCCGAGGAGCAAGCACAGGCGGACCAAGAUGGCGCCAUCUCGCGCGCCCGUCUCCGGAGGAUUUGCCGCGUGAGGCAUCUCUGUCAUGUACACACACAUCGGCGACGGCGUCCAGUAUUAUGGCGUGCCGUGCCCUUCAAGAGCUAGGGGCUCCAAGUUUAGAACGCGAGAGCUUCUAGCCUACGGUGUUGAUUGUAACAUAAGUUAAACACUGGUUGA